UGACCUAACCCGCGAACAGGCAUACUCUGGGAACGAGAUUGGGAAGAAUCGUCAAGUCGACUCAAGUGGUGAGACUUGAAAGAGUCUGAAAAUGGCAAAGGAAUGUGUUGAUUUAACACUGAAAUAUCCAUUAAAUGAUGGAAAUUUCAUUCCUGUUUUAGGUCUUGGAGUAAGUACGUUUAUGAAUAAUAGGAUGUCCAAGGAUGAUGUUGAGGGGACUUCUCGGUCAGUCAGUAUUGCUUUGAAACAAGGAUAUCCUAUGAUUGAUACAGCGGAGAUAUACAAGUAGGUUCAAAUUUGCGAGCAAAUUUGUUCGUUUAGGAAAUAACUCGUUACUCGUGUAUAUGUCCCUUAAUUACGUUGUUUACAUUUUCCGGCAGUCAAACGUUUUUGUUGUGAAUAGAAAACAUAAUCUUUGUAUAUCGAAUGGGCUAUUCCAAUUAUUAUCCGCACCCCCCCUGUUGAGGAACCUUGGAAUUUCCAGGGGAGGGGGUGCAUUAACCUUGGAAUUUCCAGGGGAGAGGUGCAUUAACUUCAAAUAUCCAGGGGAGGGGUACAUUAACCUUGGAAUUUCCAGGGGAGAGGGACAGAGGGUACAUUAACCUUAAAAUUUCCAGGAAAGGGGGCAUUCUGGCUCUGGAAUUCCAAGGGGAGGAGUAAUUCUCACAUGGAAUUUCCGAGGGAGGGGUAAAUUUCAUGGGAUGGAAAUUCCAUGGGAGGACAAAUGUUAGAUGAAAUUUCCGGGAGUAAAUUUCCCAUGCUGCAAAUUCCAUAGGGAGGGGUAAUUUACACAUGGAAAUUCCAUGGACAGGGCCAAAUUUUAAAUGGAAAUUCCAUGGGAAGGCCUAAUUUAAAAUAGAAAUUCCAUGGGCAAGGGUAAUUUUUACAAGGAAAUUCCAUGGGAAGGGGUAAAUUUUACAUGAAAAUUUGCGGAAAUUCCAGGGGAGUAUCGACAUGAGAAAGGGGUUCCUCACAUAGGCGUACCGGAAGGAAAAAAUUAGGGGGGCGGAAAGAAAAUUGCCCGACUUUUUGGGUUUCUGCCCGACUAGUACCAAAAAAAUUUUUCCGGAAAAAUUAUUUUGGCGACCCCCCCCGUCACCAAAAAAAUUUCGGUCAGUGUACCAUUUUAGGGGUCAAAAAAAUUUUCCGGACAACCAAUUUUUUCGGAGCAUAACACAAAUUUUCAAAAAAUAACAAAAUUUGCCAAAAAAUCGACUUAAUUUUAGACAAAAUUUACAGAAGUUCUCCCAUUUUUUUUUAUUGCAAACCAAAAUUGCCCGACUGUUGAUCGAAUAUUGCCCGACUGCCCGAAAAACUGGGGGGCUACCGCCCCCCCCGCCCGGUACGCCUAUGGUUCCUCAACAGGGGGGUGCGGAUAAUAAUUGGAAUAGCCCAAUUUGCGGAUUCGCCUGAAUUUUCGCCAAGGCAAGGGGUAAUCAGAAAUCACCAACUUUGUAUUGUUGUGUCAUAUUGAAAUUAGCUAUUAAAUUAUGUGCCCAGGUCACCCCCCCCCCCCUCCCCCCAAUAAUUGUGGAUAAGACAUUUCAGGUAAAUGUCAGAUAAGUUUGGUAGAAAAUCAGGUAACAAUUGUGUCCGAAAUCGGGGAAGAAUUAUGCACCAAUCAAUGUUAUGCCCGACUCUAGGGAGGGAGGGCAAACCCAGGGGCAUUUUAGAGGCGUAGCCAGAAUUUUUGGUCUGGGGGCCAGCAAAAACCCAGGUGGGGCCAAGCUGCCAGUGACCCGAGACGCGAACCCGCCCCCAGCCCUGGCUACGCCUCAGGGGCAUUUGUCAUUUUCAAUUUUUUUUGUGUCAAUAGUCCCCACUAUGAAGCAGCACUUUGUGGUCAAUCAUAGUCAAAUGCCCCCUACCCCUGUGUAGGCAGUUGCGAUAUUGAAAAAAAUCGAUAUAUCGAUAUUGAAAAAAAAGUAUCGAUAAUAUCGACUAUAUCGAAUUAUGCAAAUGAGAAAACGUAAUUUAGUCAACUUGCAUGUAUACGCAUCACAAACAGUUAAAAAGAAGUGCAUGAAACCAGUCAUGGUACGUCUCAACGAUUUUAUAUUAACAACGGUUUAUCCGUCAACUCAGCUUUUAAUUUCAAUUGUACAUGCACUUGUAUCAUAAAUUCGCAAUUGCUGCCAUACACACGUUGUCUAAACUUCACCGAUGAAAACAAUAAUUGCCGAAUAAUCGAAGAUUAAGUUGUUUAGUUACAACUUUCAAUAUUUUCGAUAUGCGAAAAAUUGAAUAUCGAAUAUCGAUAUUUUUGAAAUAUCGAUAUCGAAGAUUAAGUUGUUUAGUUACAACUUUCAAUAUUUUCGAUAUGCGAAAAAUUGAAUAUCGAAUAUCGAUAUUUUUGAAAUAUCGAUAUUUAUCGAAAAUAUCGAUAUAUCGCAACUGCCUACCCCUGUGUUAGAGGAAAACUACAAAGAUGUUAUAAUCUGCUCAAACAAUUUAUUUAUAUUUAUAAUAUAGCAUAAAAUUUGUACAUUCUGAACGCUAUAAAUUGGCUAAGAGCUGUGUUGAUAUAACUCGAUAUAAAUGCGGAAAUUUCCCGUCGCUCGUGGAUUCAAUUGUAAUCAUUAUUUUCUCCUUUCUUAUUAUUUAUUUCCUAGUCUAUUAAAUUAUGUAUUAAAAAGACAAAAGUUAACAAGAUUUUAUUUUAAAAAGCUGCAAAUGAAGUGAUAUUAUUCAUGAACUCACCUUGUGAUUUUCCUGAAACACGCCUUGAUGUUAUGAAAUGAUGUUUGUGAAAAUGAUAGGAGACUGGUAACAAGAAUGUCAAAACGCCCGACCCUAGGGAGCUUCCUUGAUGUCAAAUAAAAUAAAAUCCCCCACCCAGAAGCAGGGAAACCGGGUCAAUUCCCAGUGUAUCCCCGCCCUCCCUAGGGUCAGGCAUAACAUUGAUUGGUGCAUUAGCAUUCAUAAGAUUUAGAUUAAUAGUCAGUGGUAUAAGUUUAGCAUGAAAAAUCUAAUACCAAUUAACCCAAUAACCCUCCCAACCAAGAUAUCAUGGGGCAUUAAUAGAUAUGGAAUUUCUUCAAUGGAGGAUGAGCCCUCCAUGAACCAGCCCAAGACUUGCUCGGCUGCUCCAUGGACUUCACGUUGUAGUGAAUUCUCCAUUAGUCCAAUACACGCUUGUGGAAAGUAUGUCACCUUGGCUAUUAAUGAGCCUCAUUUUCAUGAUUGUACGUUAGACUUGAACUAAUGUCAUAUACAUGAAAACGAGGCUGUAUAGCCAAAGUGACAUACUUUCUAAAAGGGUUUAUUGUGUAAUCACGAUUUUACUGAUAUACAGUACCGUGGGAAACAGGCCAACUGACCUUGCUAGGAACUCGCAAGAAUUUUUAAGAAUUUUUAAAGUAAGAAGAAAUUUUAGAGGUAGGAAUACUAAACAUACUUCAGGAAAAAUAUUCCUUUUUCCCACCUGAGUUAGCUGGGAUGAAAUAUGGUGUAUUUGUUCAAUAUGUAAUUGCAUUUUGCUGAGUUGUUCCGGCAAAGCAAAUUGAAAAAUCACACAUGCACAGUUUCAGUUUUGAAAUUUUAUGGUAAAGAAAUGUCAAGCAUCGAAAUUUAGUUUAUGUUUCUGUAAUAUCUCUGUGUUUACUUAUUAGUUUAAUAGAGAUAUGUAUUUAUAUUUAAUAGAAGAAUACUUUGUACAAACGCUUUAUAAAGAUUGAACCUCGCUGUUCGAAUGUCUGACCUAAUCUAGUAUGAUACCAAGUUCACCCUCCAUAUACUGUAUGGUGUUGUUUACUUGUUCAGAAUAUGAAUAAAUUAUAAACAUUAACUUUAACUAUUUAUCUAUUAUAGGUUCAAUAAACACUUUUAUAAAUUUAGGAUAAUAAAGUGACUAGUACUGCUUUUUACAGUAUGAAUGCAAGCCAAAAAAGUGUUGGGGUUAAUACUAAAUAUAACAUUAUAAAUAUAACAAUAUUAAAUACAACAUUAUUGUUAAUCACAGUAACUCCUUGAAAAGUGUCACUUUAUGCAUAUUUACAGUAACUCUUUGAAAAGUUCAGAUCAAUGGUUACAAACUUAUACUGGUUACAAUUUCAAUGUGUUGACUGAGUUUUAAAUCAGAUCAAUUAUUAACUUUGGGACAUCAGCUGUAAAUUAAGUCAUGAAAAAAUAAAUCUAAAAAUAUCUAGUGGUGCUGUUUGUGCCUAUAUGUAUCAUUAUCAUCAUUGUAAUAUGUAACCUGGGCAAUCGAUUCACAAUAUGGUGAUAAGGUGGUCCAUAAACCUGGUUUACAGGGUUGUAAUGGUAUCCAGGGUCCAUGGACAUGUGCACAGGAUGGUGAGAUGGUCCAUGGACCAGCUGCACAGGGCAGUAAGGUAGUCCAUGUAAUGGUACACUGUAAGGUGUUCAAUAAAGUUGACUUUGUCUGAGUGGAAAGGACUUGCCAUGUGAUGGUACGUAAGGUGGUCCAUGGACCAGGUGCAUAGGAUGGUGACAGUAGUCCAUGGACCAGGUGCAGAAGGAUGAUAAGGUAUAGUCCAGGGUGCUUUAAAACACAAGCAGGGAAACAUGCUCAUAGUGCACUGACUGUGUCUGAUGUGGCAGGGAUUGGAAGUCAAAUGUACUUGCAUGCAUGUUGAAAGGACAGAAAAAAAGAAAAGAGAAAUUGAAGAAAAAAUGUGAAAUAUUUUAAGAGGAAACCAUCCUUACACAGCAGGAAAAAUUGCUGUCUUUAAAUGAAAAAUAUCACUUAAUCCUGAAUUAAUUGACAGUCAUUGUCUCAUUACCUCUGUAAAGUCAGAUUUAGAAAACCAAGGAAAUUCGGACAAAAUGCUAGGGAAAGUCCACAAAAUUCUGGCAAACAUAUCAGAACAUAUGUUAAAUUAAGGUUAUUUUAUGAUUACAAACCUCCUUACAAAUUCGAGCAAACUUUCUAGUGACCCCCUGGAAAGGAUUAACCCCAUACGCUUAUGAUUUUUUUCGCUUACUUAAGAAGGCUAGUGACUCAGUAGUUACUUGAAGAUACUUAUGUAAGGUGAAACCAGGGCGCUGUUGAACAUGUGUUUUUAGAGCGCCCGGCCCCUACCUGCCUCCUCCGCAGGCCCUCGUUGCGUCAUGGGAAGGUCACGAUCUGGCGAGGCCUCUCGAAAGGCCUCACGAGAGGCCUCUCGAAAGCGUGACCUUCCCAUGAGACAACGAGGGCCUGCGGAGGAGGCAGGGCCCAUACGUGGAACCAGGGCUGGCGCGAGCGUGCGAAAUGCGCGGAUCAAGCGGGAUUUUUAAAGAUGAAGCGAAGCAAAAACAAGAAACAAAAAUAUUUAAAGGGCAAUCAAAAAGUACAAUUUGUUAAGGUAAAUCUAUCCUUAAAAUGGAAAAAAAUUAACUUGUUAUAAAAUAGAGCCUCUUGCAAUUAAUUAGUAUUGCAAAUUACAUCGCUGGAGUUGGAAAAGCAUUUUUAAAAUGUGAAAUUAUUUGAAGGCAUAGCGAUUUUAUCAUAAAAUAUAUUUACAUUUUUCAGGCAAUGGCAAAUUGUAGUCGAGUUUUUUAGCCAGUUUUUUAUUAGUUAUACUUUCGACCUGAAAAGGUUAGAAAAUGGGCUUUUGUGGGCUUUUUUUUUUAAUUCAAAGAUUUAUGACCAGGUCACUUGCGUAAUUUACAAUGAUACAACUUGUGACCUUCUUUUGAUAAAGUUAGAAAACAAUUGUCAAUUUAGAAAACAUUGGAAACAUUUUCAUUAAUUUAACAUAUUCAGGCAUUCAAAUGCAAUAUAAAAGUUAGGGAAAAUAUUCAAUGACAAGGAACAAGCAGAAAAUUCCGUUUUUACUAUGUUAAAGGUUGUUUUAUUUCUCUUUUCGAACUUACAAUAUGCAACUGAAAUGUCCGCCAAAAGACUCCAAAUUGCAUAAUGUUCACAGCGAUGUCGCAGUUUUACAAGCGCGGAAAACUUUUGACCUUUAAAUAUUUCAUGCACAAUAUAUGAAAACUAGCUUCAUUUUUAUGUUUUUGGAUAAUUCAAGUACCUAAUUUUUUGCCAAUCACCAAAUGAUAAUGGGCUUUUUUAAUGUUUAAACAUUUUUUGCCUUUAUUUUUGACAUGCACAUGCCAAAAUCUACACAAUGCCAUAUGGAAUACAAGCAAGCGAUGCACAGCGAUGUCGCAGUUUUACAAGCGCGGAAAACUUUUGACCUUUAAAUAUUUCAUGCACAAUAUAUGAAAACUAGCUUCAUUUUUAUGUUUUUGGAUAAUUGUACCUAAUUUUUUGCCAAUCACCAAAUGAUAAUGGGCUUUUUUAAUGUUUAAACAUUUUUUGCCUUUAUUUUUGACAUGCACAUGCCAAAAUCUACACAAUGCCAUAUGGAAUACAAGCAAGCGAUAGUUUGUUGUCGCAGUUUUACAAGCGCGGAAAAUUUUUAACUUUUAAAUAUUUCAUGCACAAUAUAUGAAAACUAGCUUUAUUUUGAUGUUUUUGGAUAAUUUAGGUACCUAAUUUUCUGAAAAUCACCAAAUGAUAAUGGGCUUUUUUAACUUUUAAACAUUUUUUUGCCCUUAUUUUUAACAUGUGCAUGCCAAAUCUACACAAUGCCAUAUGGAAUACAAGCAAGCGAUAGUUUGUUGUCGCAGUUUUACAAGCGCGGAAAAUUUUUAACUUUUAAAUAUUUCAUGCACAAUAUAUGAAAAGUAGUUUUAUUUUGAUGUUUUUGAAUAAUUUAAGUACCUAAUUUUCUGAAAAUCAUCAAAUGAGAAUGGGCUUUUUAAAAUUUUUAAACAUUUGUUUGGCCUUAGUUUAAACAUACUUUUUUCCAGCUUGUUUCAUAGGGUGUCAGAUUUAAAACGCGAAGUGGAAGGCAAUGCUAUUCCAUGUGUAGAUUUCGGCAUGCACAUGGCCAAAAAAAUGUUUAAAAAUUAAAAAAGCCCAUUUUCAUUUGGUGAUUUUCAGAAAAUUACGUACUUAAAUUAUACAAAAACAUCAAAAUAAAAAUAGGUUUCAUAUAUUGUGCAUGAAAUAUUUAAAAGUUAAAAAUUUUCCGCGCUUGUAAAACUGCGACAACAAACUAUCAGUUGCUUGUAUUUCUCAUAGGGUGUCAGAUUUAAAACGCGAAGUGGAAGGCAAUGCUAUUCCAUGUGUAGAUUUCGGCAUGCACAUGUCAAACUGAAUAAGGCCAAAAAAAUGUUUAAAAAUUUAAAAAGCCCAUUUUCAUUUGGUGAUUUUCAGAAAAUUACGUACUUAAAUUAUACAAAAACAUCAAAAUAAAAAUAGGUUUCAUAUAUUGUGCAUGAAAUAUUUAAAAGUUAAAAAUUUUCCGCGCUUGUAAAACUGCGACAACAAACUAUCGGUUGCAUUUAAGAACUUGCUGUUUUUAUCAAUUUAUGGCGCUUCAUCUGGUGGAACUUGACAAAAAUACAUGUGAUUGAACAUACCUGAUUUCCAAACACACAUUCCAGUUGCAGGUUUUACAACAACAGCCGUUUAAAAAACUUUUUCUUCGUCUUUUUUUUCAUCUUUUAAACGAACGAAGUUGUUUUGCAAAAACAAUCGAUCCUCGUGAGUGAGAUCCCAGACUUAUAUCACACUACAACAUUCCCCAUAUAAUCAGCCGUGAUUAAGAAUCAGGAAAAAAGAUUUUGUCUAUAGUAAUAGCACAGAUCCCAAAUCCAUUGUGAAUUCAGCUUGAAUUGUACCUUUUUACGUAGUAAUUUUAAAAAGAAGUCAAAACAAACAUGCAUGCCUGAUCAAACCACAUCGAAUUCGAAUAAAAAUAUGCGGGGGGACCUGCAUCACACAUAGAUCAGGGGCGCGAUAGCCGUUUCACCGCCCGUGUUUUACAGCGCCCUGGUGGAACUAAGAAGGAUUGCGAUUUUGAGGUGAUGGUGGGGUAACUGAUUGAUAAGCGAAGAUAGGGUAUAUAAUAUGUAGUGAAGGUUGGUUUAUAUUAUUUUAAGUUUGUGAUAGUUUGUGCUUUAAAUGAAUUACGUAAAUUCAUGAAGACUAUGAAGAGUCACGGUCCACAUGAUGAUAGGGUGGUUAAAUUCUGGUGGUCUGUGUGAUGGUAAUGUGGUCCAUGUGAUGAUAAUGGGAUCCAUGGCCAGGUGCACAGAGUGGUAGGGUCAGUGUUAAGUCAUACUAUAUGUGAUAACAAGGAUGCAAGAUUUGUGAUAGCUGUAAGGAUAGCAGGGGUAAGAUCAGUAUGAUUAGGAACAGUAGGGACCCAUUACCCGUCCAAUCUGCUGCUCUCACUUUCAGAAACAAAAUAUAGUGAUUAUGGAGAACUUAUUUUGAAAAUUUCAGUGCAUCCAUGUUUGUCUAUAAAAAUCAGCAGUGCUGGAUGUCCCAAUGUUUUUGAGAUUGUAAUCAAUACCCAAAGGCGCUGCUGAAUUGAGUUACUGUCUUCUACACUAAUACGAAAGGCAUUAAUUGCCUGAUUAAUGGAGAUGUACACUGCAAUAUUGUCCAAUAUUACUAAGUUAUGAUGUAGAAUAAAAUAUAUUUUAGGUGCCAUGCAUAAAAAUGCAUAAUGUUUUACACACUUAGAAAUGAGGAGGAAGUUGGUCAAGAAAUUAAGAAAUCAAACCUAAGAAGAGAAGACGUGUACGUUGUGACAAAACUUUGGGAACAAAAUGGAUAUGAAUAUUGUUUGAAAGCAUUUGAUGCAAGUCUGAAGCGGUAUGUAAAGGUUGCCCUUCAGCCACGUUUGGCUAUGUGAACCGUAGCCUGCGACGCUCAAUGAACGGUAUACAGAGUCUGCUAAUCCACGACGAAAAGCUUGUAUGGUCACGUAGACGAUGACGAAUAAAUGGCCUUUGAUCGAUGACUUCUGAUUAAUUAAUUAUGCAGAAAUAAUUUAAAAGUUUUGAUGUGUUGACUCGCAUCAGGCAGAACAUUUUCUUUGAUCAUUGGCAUCACAUGCCUAACAAACUCUAUGACGUAUUACACCCUAGCUCCCAGAGCAAUGUUUAUCUCAGCACUAUUAGCCAGCUUAGCUUUAUGAGUCAAAACUGAGCAGGAAUAAUAAUUCAUAGUGAUUUGAAUGUUUCGAAAUCACAAUAUAUUAUGUACUGUUUAAUAAACGAGCAGGAGUGUUUAUUAGGUUUAAAGGUAAUAAAACACGACCUUUAUGCGAGUUUAUUAAACGGCUUGAAACACGCACGACUACAAAUUCAAUAGAUAUACUGCCUUAUUAGUAUUCUUUAUAUAAAGAAUACUAAUGAGGACACGACCACAAUAGAUACUGCCUUAUUAGUAUUCUUUAUAUAAAGAAUACUAAUUAGGAGUGUUUAUCAGGUUUAAAGCCACUACACGUGACAUAUCAUGGUUGACAUGAUUUGGCAACAAGCUUAUGCAUUGUUAAUGAGUGUUUGAAUAUAAUUAUAAACAACUUCGAAUGAUCAUAAUAGAACUAGCCAAAAGAAAAACAUACUUGGUUAUUUGAAACUGUGCUGAUUUCCUUAGUUUAUUUUACUCAUGAGUUAUUAUUCAGGUAACAUGACACACUUACAUUUUUACAUAGUGAAUUGGCGUAUUGACAGGUUGGAUAUGGAUUAUGUGGAUCUUUACCUCAUGCACGCUCCCAUUGGUGAUCAUUUAUUAGAGACGUAUGAUGCAUUUUUGGAAUUGAAGGAAAAAGGUUUGGCAAAGUAUGUUAAAUUAUGUUAAAUUAUUAUCAGCGUCAUAAUUAUUAUCGAUAUUGAUUCUCAUAACCCAGACGAUAUAUUUUGUGUGAAAUAGCAGAGUGGUUCCCUUCGUUUUCCCAAGGAGGAUGAUAUACAGACUAACAUCCCGCGAAAGUAUCGCUAAAACUUUAAAAGACUACGUUUCAAACAGUUUAACUGUGUUCUUUAAUAGGUGAGUGUUAAAAUAAUCUGAUGAUGAACAGUCAAACUGUUUGAAACGUAGUUUUUUAAAGUUUAAUCGCGAUUGUCCCCUUUUGAAAUGAUUUUCAAUAAAUUUUAAAUAUUAAGGGUAUAAGUUUCAGAAACCAUAUCAUUAACUAUCACUGUGUGUGUGUGUGGGGGGGGGGGGUGCCCCCAGGGGGUGCUAUUUUUCAUGAUAAAGCAAAAAAGUAUUAGAGACAAAAUGAGAUACAGUAAUUUGAGUAAUAACAUGAUGAUAAAUGAACUGUGAACAACAAUUACAAUUAAAAUAUAGCAGUCAAGCAAGUACUGCUGUAUGUUGAUGGGCGGGCGGCACACAUGACCGGCACAACUCGGGCCCCAGAGCUGGCAGAGCACCCCCUCCCCCCUACCAGAUUAUGCUGGAUCCAUCCAUGCAUUAACUUAUUAAUUAACUUCGUUCGUUUAGAUCCAUUGGCGUAUCAAACUUUAAUAUAGCUAUGCUGGAAGGUCUACGUAAAGCUGGAAAACCAACACCUGCUGUUAAUCAAAUAGAAAUACAUCCUUACAUGAGAAGAGACGAGCUCGUGCAAUAUUGUCGUGACCAUGGUAUACAUGUAAUGGCAUUUUCACCACUGACAAAAGGCAAGAGGUUAAAAGAACCUGAUAUGGUCACUAUGGCGGCAACGUAAGAUAUCAAGUUAUUAUUUCAACCUUAUGAUAAAUAUCAAUAGGUUAUUAAUAGAUAAAAACAAAUGGAAAAUAUAGUCACUUAGUAAUCAUGUUUCUUCAAUCACUUAAAUCUACUUCAGGGCCUGGAUUUGGAGAAUGUAUUUUUCUAAUUCUUAACAGCAAAUCCAAAUUUAGCUGAUACUUACGUAAUCACAAGGCUGUUUACAUAUCGUAUUUAUAUAGGUACAAUUAACUAAGUAAUUAAUUUGUAUGUACCGUACUGAUUUACUUGACCUGUAUACUGUAUUUUGGUACAUAUUUUCAUUAUUUUGCAUAUAUCAUACGUUGCUUAUGUAUUAUACAAAUUGUGAAAGAUGGAUUUCGCAGUUGUAAAUUUUAACCUUUAGUGGACCACUGUAAUUGCAUUAGCUGUACUUGACCGGUUUAAACUGUAUAAUUCCAGUAUACUUUAUUUAACUGUACACUUUUUAACCCAAGGUACAAAAAGACAGCAGCGCAGUUAUUUAUCCGUUGGUGUAUACAAUCUGGUUUCAGUGCUAUUCCAAGAUCUUCAAACGAGAAACGUAUAAUUGAAAAUUCUCAAGUAUUUGACUGGAGUAUAAGUGACGAGGAUAUGAAAAUUUUGGUAAAUCUGCCCGCAGUUUUUACACAUUUUGUCGAAAUGUAAUAAUAAUAAUUAACAAUUAUUGGAUGAGGUUUUUGUAAUAUGCGGAAUUAUCGAGGUCGAGGUAAGCGUUAUCGUACCUGAUAACGCUUACCGAGACCUUGAUAAUUUUGCAUAUCGCAAAAACCGAAUUCAAUAAUUGUUUUAUCAUUUUCAUUUGUUUGUGUUAAAUAGAUAUCGCUUACUAAUCAUCGCAGGCUCAUUUGCAGAUAUUUCAGUUAUCUGCUAGCAGAUAACGGAAUUUUCUGUACUGUAGGUUGCGUGAUUGCGCGAUUUAAGUGUAAGCUCUUAGGCAAUCAAAUUGCUUUUACCAACUGCAAUGUAUAAUAAUUGUAGUUAUUAUUCACGUAAUGAUUUUCUCAAUUUUGAUUGACUCAUUCUCCUGCAAAUGACGGGUGCAAAUAAUACGCCAGCUGCAAGUAAAGCGGCAUUUUUCUAUGACGAAUAUGUUUGCUCGCUGAAAGUUGCUUUUAACAGCGAUAACACCACGAACAAAACAAGACAGGGGGGUUGACAACCUUCAGAUUACUUGACACUAACACCGCGGAGAAACGUCUGCCCAUGCGUCAACGGGGCAAGGGGGGAUCUCGUCACGAAAUCACGAAGAUCAUUUUUCGAUUUCACGAGUCACGAAAAACAAAAUUUCAUUUUCACGAUUUUUAGAAACACAGAGGCGUAACAAAGUCUGAAACCAUUUAACGCAUACUGAAUUUAACAUUAGAGCCGUUUAAAGGACUAUGGAAAUUAUUGCAAGGCAUUACGAAACAUUGCGAGCGUCGUACGAUGGUUCACGAAGAGGUACAAAGGUAUACGAUAACGACGUUUACCGAUGAAACGAAGAAACCUCAGAAAGACAACCGCGGGAAGCAAAUUUAUUUAUUUUUUCCCCAUAAUAUUAAAUUUGGGACCAGUUUUAAACGUAAACAUUCACAAGUUAGGGUAAAAUAUUGGUAAAUUCAAGACCCUAGCUAGCCUUUAGCUCUUCAGAAUUCACGGCACGCAUAUUAAUCAUGAUUCACGGAAUGGUAUUUCUUUAAAUCACGAAUCACGAAGCACGAAUAAUUGCUAAUCACGAGUGACGAGUCACGAAAAUACCCUUGCCCCCCUCGUCAACCUUACUGAAAUUUGCCUUGCGAACGUGGUGUCAAGAAGGUCUAUAGGCGUUAGAAUGGCGCUGAUCAAAUGGUUUACAACAUAUUUAAAUGAGAGGUCUCACUACACAGAACUGGGUAAUGAUACGUCAGGUCUUCGAGUCAUUAGAGAAGGGGUGGCUCAGGGUAGUAAAGUUGGGCCAACUGCUUUUAUUAUUAAGGUAAAUAAUUUACAUGCAGUUAUAAGAGAUGAAAUGAGUCGAAUCAUGGCAACCAGUAGUGACGCUUGUGGUAUUAUCGAAGAUGACACAAUUAUGUUCAUGGACGAUUCCACCUUGUACGAAGUUCUUGAUGUUUCCAACCAUAUAUCUGGCAUGAAAAAAUGGCGCUAAAUGUAAAAAAGUGUAAACCGAUGGUUAUUGACUUUCGAAAGAACAAAUCUGCCAUGAUCCCACCGUUUAUUGGAAGUAAAUGGACACGUGUUUGAAAGAGUUAAAUCGUAUAAAUUAUUGGGUAUGUGGAUCGAUGACAACCUAAAGUCGAAAACUAACGUUGAAUAUUUGGUAAAGAAAGGAGCAAAACGCUAGCUGUUUGCUCUAAAAAUGUUGAGGAGUUAUAAUGCUCCAAUGGAAGAUUUGAAAGCCUUUUACACGUCUGUUAUCAGAUCAACCCUUGAGUACUGUGCACAUAUUUGGCAUGGCAAUCUAACAAAUGAGCAGACACGUGAUAUUGUUCGUAUUCAAAAACGAGCUCUUCGAAUAAUGCUUCCUGAGUUAUCAUAUGAAGAGGCCUUGGUGGAAUGUAAUCUUAAAACUCUAGAAGGUCGUAGAGAAGAUAUGUGUAUUAAUCUUAUAAGUCAUUGCUUGAUCCUGGUCAUAAACUGUAUGAUUUGUUGCAACCUAAAAUGUGAAAUUAGGAAUAGAGAAACAAGACUAAGUGGAGGAAAGUUUUAUAAUUUUAACUGUCGGACACAACGUUUUAAAAAUUGUGCAAUUGUCUAUGGAGUCGGACAAUAUAAUAAAGUUUAAUUAAUAUUUUUUAGAUUGAAAUAGGAGUAUCCUUGUAAAUAGAGUAGUGUAUAUGAUAUAUAUUCUUCAUUUUUAACUGUAAUUCGCAUUAUAAUUUAGUGAUUAACUACUUAAUGUGAAAUUUUAGAAAAUAAUAAUAAUAAUAAGUAUUCCGAGGCGAAGGUUGUCAAAAACUCAAAAUGGAAGCGACAAGGAGCGACUUCGAUGUUUUACUUUUUCUGUGAAAAUGCAAUUGAAAUAAUGAAUGUGACAACCUAAAAACUGGAAAUAAUUACAGUCUGCAUGUGCAAGAAGUAAUAUAAUUAUGGCAUGCAAGAAGAUGAAUCAAAGGUGACUGUCGAUAAAUUUAUUGUAUAAAAAGUUCUUUAACUGAACCAUACAAAGAUAUUUGUAUUUGCUGACUAUUUAUUUUGUUAACUAUAUUUAAGGGUAAUGAUUUACUCUACAAUUUAAGCGUGUGCAAAUGCUUAACUCUUUGAUAGUUUGCGUAACUUUUGCUAACAGUUGGGUAUUCGACAAUUUUUCAAGAAAUGUUCACACGCUGAAACGAUAAUUUAAAUUCUGUUUCUUUUUAGAUUUUAAAUGUUAGAAAACUUUUUAUUAAUGUCUAAACUACCCGUCUAGUGUAUUUUUUUGUUUGUUUCACCCAUGUUUUUGUUUACAAUUGGCAUUUAAAUUCCUCGCCAUAUUUUCUAGUAGGCUACACGCACACGCGCAGACGUUUUCCGCGGUGUUCUUCACACCACGUUAAUCGCAAGGGUAAUAGACAAUUCCCAUUAUAGACUAAUUUAUUAUCUUGGCCAAAAAGUAUAUUCGCGGAAAGAGCAUACUAUAAAAUGAGUAAAAUUGCAAAGUUGGUUGCUAAAUGUUGUAAAAUACCACAUUUAGGCCGAAAAUGGUAGCAAUUUCCGCACGCGAUAGGUCUACAAAAGUAAACAAUUAUUUUCCGUAUUUUACAACAUUUUGCAACCAAACUUUGCAAUUUUACUCAUUUUAGUAUGCUCUUUUUAGCUGUGGUGAUUUAUUUACAUCUCUUUGUCUAGUUUUAAAAUUAGUCUAUAAUGGGGGUUGUCUAUUGACGGGGCUUUAUUGCAAAUACUCUGCGCAUGCGCACUUUAAAAGAAUAUUUUCACCUGCAAGUUAUCGAUUUGCUCAUGCGCACUUGAUCCUUACUUGAAUUAAACACGGCUCGUCGUGCAGAGCUAAUGAAUUCUCGUGCAAUUUGAAACGCCCUCUGGUGAGUUCUUCAGAAACUCCAAAUUGAACUAGACCCGUUAUUAGUUAACAAAAAGUAGCUUUGAGUUUGUCACCUAAAUGCAUGCAUCGUAUUAUUUCUCGUUUAGAAUUCUAAACCACAAGCAACUUGUAUUAUUGAAACGUCGCCCAUUUUUAAUAUUCAUGACAUGAAGCCAUCAUGGACGUCUUCCUAGUGAUGCUCCACAAAUUCAGAGGUAAUUGACUUUUUUACCAAUAGUGAAAUCCUGAAAUUGGAAUGCGUCAUUCGGUCAUUGCAUUGUUAUCAAGCAAAUGUUUACGUUCCUUUUUUAGCGCAAGUCGAGCUAGAAAAAUAUGCCUGGUAUUCAGGUUAGAACUUACGGCAAUGGAUUUGGAACCACAGUAAUUGGUUAAAAAUUGUUGUGAUUCCCUGUGACAAUUUGUAGUGCUAUAUAUUUGAUUUUUAGUGCAAUGUUUCCAUGGAAACGUUGCACUAUUGUGAUGAGUGGCGAAAUUCAAGCGAGAGAUACAUAGAGUAAACUUUCCGGGGGGAGUUGCAAAUGUUAUCCCGAUGCCAUAUCUAAAAAAACUUCAAGGUUGGAGAAUUUUUAACGUUAAAACGGUAUUUAUAGUAAUAGUAAAAUUUCUUAAAUUUGAUUUAGCUUGACAAUCAAUGUUUAAACGUCUACAUUACAGCAAUGUUAAAAGUUUACUGAGAUAAGAAAUAUGGGGAUUCGUGCCAUUAGCACCCCCCGUAUCAUCGGAUUUUCGUGAGAACUGCAAGUCAGCAAAAUCAGCACGCACAAAUAAAUAUGGCGAUAUGUAUGAGUGCUGCUCGAAAUUUUAGAACAGGCCUUGGGCAAACGAUUUAACAUGGAUAUGUAUUAUUUCGAUGCAAUUUUAGACUCUAUGUUGGGCCGCUUCAACUCGCCACAUUUCAUACGAGGCCCGAGUUUUUGCAUGUCUAUUUAUGAUUUUCUUUAUAGGAAUAUUUCAAUUUAAAUCUCGUAGACGUAACUCAAUUUAUGUCACGAAAUUUAGUUAUACAGC
Molecule: messenger RNA, 15527 nt
Organism: Paramuricea clavata
Lineage: Eukaryota; Metazoa; Cnidaria; Anthozoa; Malacalcyonacea; Plexauridae
Source: the annotation of a GenBank genome assembly